AGAAUUCAAAUUUUGCUUAGCUACAGCCUACAGCCAUGUUUGGUGUUUCAUCGCCACCUCGAUAUCCCAAACUAAGUUCAAACCUUUCAAAUCUCUUCUUCACUUCUCUUCUGCUUCUUCUUCGUCCAUAGCCAGAAACUGCUCUCGUUCCUCUGCAACUCCUCGUUGCUUGCUUUAUCUAAUUUUUUCUCUCAAAUGAGCCACUAGCGAGUCUUCCUUACUUAUCAAACUGAGCUACAAAAGAAAUGAUACUAAAAUCACUUCAGAUCAUUACUCCAUUUCUUCUUCUUCUCCUCCUUUUUAUUACUCCAUUCUCUUUCUCUCUUACUACUGAUGGACUCGCUCUUUUAGCUCUCAAAGCUGCAAUAACAACUGAUCCGACUCAAGUUCUUGCCUCUUGGGCCGACUCCGACUUGACACCAUGCCAUUGGCAUGGAGUCACUUGUAUUAAUCAUCGAGUCAUCUCUCUAAUUCUUCCCAACAGAAGCUUUACUGGUUACCUUCCUUCUGAACUCGGUCUUCUUGACUCGUUAACUCGACUCACUCUUUCUCACAAUAAUUUUUCUAAAAUUAUUCCUUCAAAUCUUUUCAAUGCUACAAGUCUACGCUCUCUCGAUUUGUCUCAUAACUCUCUCUCUGGUCCUAUUCCAGCCGAAAUUAAAUCCUUAAAAGCUUUAACCCAUUUAGAUUUAUCUUCUAAUUUUUUAAAUGGGUCUCUCCCUGAAUUUCUCGUCGAGAUCGAAAGCCUCACCGGAACUCUAAAUUUGUCGUAUAAUUCAUUUUCCGGCGAGAUUCCGGAAUCGUACGGAAAACUUCCGGUGAUGGUCAGUUUAGAUUUAAGGCACAAUAAUCUUACCGGGAAAGUUCCUCUGGUGGGAUCACUGGUGAGCCAAGGGCCCACUGCAUUUGCAGGAAAUCCUGGUCUUUGUGGGUUUCCAUUGCGGACUCCAUGUCCAGAAGCUAUAAACGCUACUAGCAGCGAAACCCUUGAAAAUCCUGAAAACCCUAAAGACUCUAACCCGAGUUUUGCCGCUGAAAGUGAUGACAAACAGAAGGAGAAAAAUGGUUCGGUGACUGUUCCUUUAAUAUCUGGUGUUUCGGUGGUUAUCGGUGCCGUUUCAAUCUCAGUGUGGCUAUUCCGGAAGAAAUGGGGUUCUGCUGAGAAGGGCAAAAUGGGAAAAGAAGAGAAUAUAGGGAACAAUGUUGACUGUAUCGAGGAGGGGCAAAAGGGUAAAUUCGCUAUCAUAGACGAGGGUUUUAAUUUGGAAUUGGAGGAUUUGUUAAGGGCAUCAGCUUACGUAGUGGGAAAGAGCAGGAAUGGGAUAGUCUAUAAGGUGGUAGUGGGUGAGAGAGGCUCUGGUGCGGUAGUGCCUACUGUUGUUGCAGUGAGGAGAUUGAAUGAGGGAGAUGCCACGUGGAGAUUUAAGGAGUUUGAGUCUGAGGUAGAGGCAAUUGGGAGGUUGCACCAUCCCAAUAUCGUACGGUUAAGAGCCUAUUACUAUGCUAAUGAUGAGAAACUGCUGAUCUCUGAUUUCAUACGCAAUGGGAGCUUGUACACAGCGCUGCAUGGAGGACCUUCAAACACUUCGCCACCUCUCUCAUGGACAGCGAGGUUGAAAAUUGCGCAAGGAACUGCAAGGGGAUUAAUGUAUAUACAUGAAUACAGCCCUAGGAAAUAUGUUCAUGGCAACUUAAAAUCAACAAAAAUCCUACUUGAUGAUGAACUCCAGCCUUACAUCUCAAGUUUUGGACUCGUUCGUCUUGUCUCAGGCACUUCAAAAUUCACAACAGCAGCAUCGAAAAAGCAGUAUCUGAACCAAACCAUUGUAACCUCUGCAAUUGGCUCAAAAAUUUCAACUCCGUCUAACUUUUACUUGGCACCGGAGGCACGAGCAUUCAGCAGCAAGUUCAGUCAGAAAUGUGAUGUAUACUCCUUUGGAAUUAUACUAAUGGAACUUCUAACAGGCCAGCUACCUGAUGCAGGACCAGAAAAUGAUGGUAAGGGGCUAGAAAGUCUCGUAAGGAAGGUCUUUCGAGAAGAACGUCCAUUGUCUGAGAUUAUAGACCCAGCAUUGUUGAGUGAGGUGUAUGCAAAGAAGCAGGUUAUUGCAAUGUUUCAUAUUGCACUAAACUGCACAGAAUUAGACUCAGAGGUGCGUCCAAGGAUGAGAAUGGUGUCUGAGAGUCUCGAUCGCAUCAAAUUACAAUGAAGGAAAGAAAGGAUUGCUCUUGUAAAGUUUUGUUUGCUGCUACUGACUUGUGAUGCUGAAGUUGGUUUUGCUUCAGAAUCAUUUUGUGUAAGUUUUUUAAGACGAACGUCUAAGUUCCAAUUGUUAUUAUUGGGUUUGGUUAGUAUGGUUCGUUCUUAUAUAAUGUCGAGCUUACAUAACCUUCACCCUUUAUUGUUUAUCUCAUUGUGGGACUAGAUACAUGUCUUGUUAGGAGUACUAUGUUAAUGUAUUCUCUUCUAAUAUGUUUAUGCUUUAUUUAUUGUCUACCA
Molecule: messenger RNA, 2500 nt
Organism: Jatropha curcas
Lineage: Eukaryota; Viridiplantae; Streptophyta; Magnoliopsida; Malpighiales; Euphorbiaceae
Product: Leucine-rich repeat protein kinase family protein
Biological process (GO): protein phosphorylation
Molecular function (GO): protein binding; protein kinase activity; ATP binding
Source: RefSeq, a predicted model, not a curated record